UUUCUUCUUCUUCUUCUUCUUCUUCUUUCUCUUACUUUAACAAACCUAGAAGGAAGAAAAGUUUUAAAGAAAGAUGGAAAUUGACGGGGACACCAAUGAAGACAACUCAAGGAGGAUUCAAGUGAGAUUUGUAACAAAGCUAAAAGCUCCGUAUAAAGUUCCCACAACAGCCAUUGCCAUCCCUUCUGACCUCUCUCGUUUAGGCCUGUCCUCCAUUGUUAACAAGCUUCUUCAAGCUGUGGUUUCUGAGUGGAAAACUGAGGCCUUUGAUUUCCUGAUCAAUGGAGAGCUGGUUCGGAUGUCCCUCGAGCAGUUUCUUCUUGCCAAGGGCAUUUCCGCGGAGAAAAUUUUGGAAAUUGAGUACAUAAGAGCUGUUGCUCCUCGAAAAGAGGAAGAGCCUUCUCCACAUGAUGAUUGGGUCAGUGCAGUCGAUGGUUCUAGUCCUAGGUUCAUUUUGACUGGUUGCUGUGAUGGUUUGGGAAGAGUAUGGAAAGAAGCUGGACUGUGUACGCAUAUUCUAGAAGGGCACAGUGAUGCAAUUUCUUCUGUUAGUAUCAUCAACUCAGAAGCGCUGGGAAGUGUUACAGUAGCCACUGCUUCAAAAGAUCGAACUCUGAGGCUUUGGAAGUUUGAUGCAGAGGACUCCAAUGAUCAUCCAGCAAUGAUAAGAGCAUUCAAGAUCUUGCGUGGGCAUAAUGCAUCUGUACACAGUGUUGCAGCAAAGACAUCUGGAGACAUGGUUUGCUCAGGUUCUUGGGAUUGUACAAUCAAUUUAUGGCGGACAAAUGACUCUGAUACAGAUGGGGAUGUGGUGUCAAUCAAGAAAAGAAAGGUGAAUAGUAAAGCUGAGCAAUCUCAAUCAGAGGGAGAGGCUGUUUCUAUGCUUGUAGGCCAUACACAGUGCGUGUCGUCUGUGGUUUGGCCUCAACAUGAGACUAUUUAUUCUGCAUCAUGGGAUCAUUCUGUUAGACAAUGGGAUGUUGAAACAGGCAAAGAUUUAUCUAAUAUAUUCUGUGGCAAAGUCCUUAACUGCAUUGACGUAGGAGGUGAAGGAUCAGCUCUCAUAGCUGCCGGUGGUUCUGACCCAAUUCUUAGAAUAUGGGAUCCUCGCAAGCCAGGAACAUCUGCACCUGUUUUUCAGUUCUCUUCGCAUAGUUCUUGGAUUUCGGCUUGCAAGUGGCACGAUAGGUCUUCUUUUCAUUUACUUUCUUCAUCCUAUGAUGGGAAAGUAAUGUUGUGGGAUCUAAGAACAGCGUGGCCUCUGUCUGUCUUGGAUACUCACAAGGACAAGGUGUUGUGUGCUGACUGGUGGAAGGGUGACAGUGUGGUCAGUGGUGGGGUGGAUGCACAGCUCCGUAUUUGUUCAGACAUCUCUAUUCCAUGAGUCCUUGGUUGUAGCUGGAAAUGAUUUCAUUGCUAUAUAACAAAGAGCAUGACAAACUCGAGACCACAUGAUGAGCAUCUUCCAUUUUUUUUUUUUUUUUUGUGUUCGAAAAAGGAUGGAUGAUAGAUACUGCACUUUUUUCUCAGCUAGGUUGUUCUGUGACAUAAUGCUGGGAAUGGAGCCGGACAAUUCCAUGUCAAGUGAGAGGCUAAACCAUUUAUGGAUCGGUGUCAUCUGUGAACCAAUUUUGUUCAGGGAACUUUAGGACAUGUAAAAAGCACUUUGGGCUCAAAUUAAGAUAUGCCCUCAGAAGUUUACUUAAAAGAUUAUGUUUUAUUUAUUCCAUUAUCAUUAAUUUGCUUAAAUAUACAACUCAAUACUGUUUCUGUUUUAUCUGAUGCAUUAAAGUUUAUAGGAUAUAGGUAA
Molecule: messenger RNA, 1810 nt
Organism: Theobroma cacao (cacao)
Lineage: Eukaryota; Viridiplantae; Streptophyta; Magnoliopsida; Malvales; Malvaceae
Source: RefSeq, a predicted model, not a curated record